UUGUGCAACUGAAAAACAAGUCAAGCCUCAUUAUAAACAACACCAGGACGAUUGGAAUCUCAAUAAAUCAAACCUUGGUAUUUCUCCCAAGACUUCUUCAAGAUCAUUUCAGGAUUGGAAAGCUAACGUACCUGGGCUUCGAAGUGGUUGUCAAACGGUGGCCUCCGUUUCGAUCUCGCCCAGACCAUAGACCCCGACACUAAUGCACACAAGAAUCUGUCUGAAGGCAGUCUGAGCAUCGAAAAGGCCCCUCUGAGUAAGCAAAUGAUAUAAUCACCCUCUUGGAUCUGAGACGGCUCUUAAACCCCACAAAUGCAUCGAUUUUGGCAUGAGACAUUAUCAGACCAGACUCACUCAAAGAGGAUCCAUUCGUCACGCAAAGCCAAACUUGGCCCUCAAAAUCUCUCCCAAAAGCACGAAGUGAACAGACGCACCAACCAUAGACCAAAGAUAGACACCUGAAGGAAGAGGCGGCUGCCAACCAAUUGUCAGUAUGUGGAGGUCUCCUAUUCAAUCAUGUGUGAGUGCGUGUGGAGCUCCGACUGGCUUCUUCGGUGGCCAUUGAGGAGAUCAGGACUUCACCAAAAUACCCCGUGUGUGUGUGAGUGAGUGAGUGAGUAAGAGCGAGAUGCAAGUUCCGAAUCAAAGAAGACCUUGAGACGGGGCAGAGCAAGCUCGGAUUGCUCGUCGGGCCAAAGGCAAGGUAGAUGAUGAUGAUCAUCAUCUUGUAGUGGUGUGGUACCCAUGGCAGUGGAAGAAGGCGCCUUGCACAUGUACACAAACUACACAUACAAGGAGAAGUAGAAGUGCCUACUGUGUAGUAUUCAUACAGUGAGUGAGUAAGUGAGUGAGUAAGUGCUACGUAAACGAGCGGGACUGGCCAGAUCGCUGACGAAGUGAAGACGGAGGAUAAUAGUGCGUACACAUAUGUGAGUUACACUACGACUCGUAAAGGUUGGUGCGGGAGGAAUGAGUGCGUGCGUGCGUGCGUGUGUGUGUCUCUGCAUUUCGUAUAUGGCGAAGCAGUUACAAGGGUGAGCUGGAAGUGUGAACACGAGUGUGUCGUUGAGGCCUACCUACUAUUGCAGAGAUCAACAUUCGAUGUAGGCCUGAAUCAUCAUCCUUGUGGCAUUUCGAGACAUUGUCUGGCCAAGACUUUGUGCUCCUCUCCGCUGUGCUUGAUUGGACGUGCCAUUUAUGAGCCGUUGGUGAUUAUCGUAAACCUUUCGAGCGAGGCGAGGAUUGGCAAACACUCUUACGUACAUACAACGACAGUCAAUGCCAUCCUCCUCGGCGUUAUUCCUCAUCAGACAUUGAGUAGACGCUGAUCGUCACCUCCGGCAAUCGGGGUCUCAGCAGAAAAUUGCAAUUCUUUUCAUCGGAGACAGUUUCAUUGACAGACGGACGUGUUGGUGGUGUUGGUGUUGGUGGUGGUUGGCCAGGGAUCCUGGAGGUUUAGCAGCAUCCGUGUUGCCGAUCAUUCGACGACCAGACUUGAACCACUUCAAUGGGCUAAUACAAGCUUGGGCGAUACAAAGACUAGUUGAGGCACAUUGUUCCGAGUCGACUCGUCGGCGAGUCCCCUCAUCCAUCUCAAGCUUGGGGAUAAAGUGUUUGAUUACAAUCUCACUCUCUGCGAUUCUAUACUGUACCGAGUCUAGACUACUAGCUAUUGAGAAUCAGCGAGGGAUUUCCGAGCUCAUAUCAACCCACCAUCGGCUUGGGAUCCGCCAAGGCCUAGGCCCAAAAGCUCAGACAUCGCCAUCCAUCUCAGGCAUCGGUCGAACAGAAUCUUGUCUGAAGUCUAUUGAACGUGAUCUACCUUCCUCGAGGAAUAAAUAUGGUGGAUACGUUGCUGUGCGAGGAGGUCUUCCAUUCUCCGGCCAUGAGAACACCGAGUCUAACAGAGCGUGAAUAUCAAGACCGGAUUCCUCAGUUCUGCCGAGCCUACAAGGACAGAGCCAUCCUGGGCCAUAAACGAGUCAUUCAGAACAUGCUCAAGUUGGAGAACUUCUACGUUCCAAACUCGGUGCAUUACCACAAUCUCCAGGACGAGAUCAAGAUCCACAUGCGCAAGAUCGUGGUGGAAUGGAUGUUAGACGUCUGUAUCGACCAACGAUGUCACGUGGACGUCUUCCUCCUGGCCACCAACAUCAUGGACCGAUUCCUCAGCACCAUCCGAUUGCGGAAGAAACAAUUCCAGCUCUUGGGAGCGUGUUCAAUAUUCCUGGCCUCCAAGAUGAUGGAAUCCAAUCCCAUAUCCGCUGUCACCCUUGUGAAGUAUACGGCCGAUACGUACGACCGAGACGAACUCUUGUCCAUGGAGUUACUGAUACUGUCACGCCUUCAGUGGGACCUAACGGCCAUUACCGCCUAUGAUUACCUCGACCAUCUUUUGGACGUUCUCCAAAACCCUCCAGUUCAAACUCAUGACCAAGAAGUCCUUCAAGAUCCGGCUCAUUUUGAGUCGUUGCGCCGACAAAGCGAGCGCCUCAUUACCUUGUGUAACACUGAUCCACAGUUCAUGACCGUCCCACCCAGUAUCGUGGCCUCGGCGGCUCUCACUUCGGCUAUGCAACAAGAUUUCGAGUCUCAGCCUCCUAUGGGUCCUUUGGUGAACCUCAACGACCUCGUGGAUAGGCUGCGCAAAUACACUAAUAUCGAGUUGGACUCGCUCCGUCAUUGCAUUGAUCAGAUCGAGGAGCUGUUCAUUUCGGGAGCCAAUCCCGGGCAUGAGUCCAACUCAACUACAUCCAAAGACCGCACACGCUUGGGAGAGAGUCGACUUCAAGGCCCUUCUCGAGGGCGACAGCAGGACCCCUCCGUCUCUUCAGACAGUCUGUACUACUCAUCCCCCGAUCAUAGUCAUGCUACAAGUCUUUCAAGGCCAUCCCCGAGCAAAACCCCGACGUCUGGAAAUCAGCUGACGAGUUCGAAGUCGCCGUCAUCCUUCUCCUCGUCCACAUUGUCCAGCAGCCGAACCACCACCACCACCACCAACCCUCUGACCCCCCUGAAUCCUCCUCCUCCUCCUCCUCCCUUUUCUCCCCCUUGCAUUUCGAAUCAGCCGCUUCUUCUUCCUCUGGAGGAGACUGGCAGAGAGUCGUCGUUCAUGGAGGAGGAAGCCAUGGACAAGGAUCAGGUUCAAGGUGGCCAAACUGACCUUCCGUCCAGCGAGAAUGAUGAUAUGUGAUAUAUACUUCCUCAACUAAUGUACUUAAUAGUCUUGCUGAACUAGUCAAAUGAAAAUAUAUAGUGGAGCAAGCUCAAGUCAGCUGAAUGAAAUCAU
This is a messenger RNA of Tigriopus californicus, 3289 nucleotides long. RefSeq names its product G1/S-specific cyclin-D2-like. Gene Ontology annotation, molecular function: cyclin-dependent protein serine/threonine kinase regulator activity. The transcript is spliced from 5 exons. Gene Ontology annotation, cellular component: cyclin-dependent protein kinase holoenzyme complex; nucleus; cytoplasm. The coding region runs from base 1841 to 3193 and encodes 450 amino acids. The record is from RefSeq and is a predicted model, not a curated record. Gene Ontology annotation, biological process: positive regulation of G1/S transition of mitotic cell cycle; regulation of cyclin-dependent protein serine/threonine kinase activity; mitotic cell cycle phase transition. NCBI's taxonomy places the organism in Eukaryota, Metazoa, Arthropoda, Copepoda, Harpacticoida, Harpacticidae.